Amaranthus tricolor (Joseph's coat) is the source of this 1562-nucleotide messenger RNA. Its product is annotated as putative RING-H2 finger protein ATL12. The transcript has a single exon. NCBI's taxonomy places the organism in Eukaryota, Viridiplantae, Streptophyta, Magnoliopsida, Caryophyllales, Amaranthaceae. The coding region runs from base 84 to 1562 and encodes 492 amino acids. The record is from RefSeq and is a predicted model, not a curated record.
CAUAUACAAGAAUUACAUGAUCAAGAAUAUUUUUUGAUAUAUUUACCUAAUUAUCAUCAAUAAUCCUCUAAUUAACACAAAUCAUGAUUACCCCUCUUCUAAUCAUACUAAUUAGCACCCCAUUAGCUAAUGCUCAAUACAAUCAACACACACCCACAUCAUCAAAUUUUCAAUCAAGCUUAUUUGUAGUAAUUGGUGUUCUUUCCUUCAUGUUUUCCUUAACAUUACUUCUUGUAAUAUAUGCUAAAUAUUGUCAUACACAACCCUCUGCAAUCCAUAGUAUUAGCCGGAAUGAAAACUCUGAGGGCAUGUUUGGACACACCACAAGAUUCUCAGGAUUAGAUAAAACUUUUGUGGAAGCUUUACCUUUCUUUAGAUUCUCUUCCCUUAAAGGAUCCAAACAAGGCCUACAAUGUGCUGUUUGCUUAGCUGAAUUUGAAGAGAUGGAAAUUUUAAGAUUACUUCCUAAAUGUAAACAUGGGUUUCAUAUACUAUGUGUAGAUCAAUGGCUUGAGAAUCAUUCUACAUGCCCUUUAUGUAGGCAAAAGGUGAGUAUUGAUGAUCUUACAAGGGUCAACUCUGAUGUAGGUAGUGCAUCAGGUAAGUUCGAGAUUUUGUUACAAAGAGAAAUUAAUAGUCAAAGUUCAUCGAGAUUUAAUAGUUUUAGGGGGAUUUUUGGUGCUGAAAGGGAAGAACAAAUCUCUGAAGGAGGUAGUGCAUCAGGUGAGUUCGAGAUUUUGUUACAGAAAAAAAUUAACAGUCAAAAUUCUUCGAAAUUUAAUAGUUUUAGGAGGAUUCUUAAUGCUAAAAGGGAAGAACAACUAGGUAAGUUCGAGGUUUUAUUACAGAGAGAAAUUAAUAGUCAAAGUUCUUCGAGAUUUAGUAGUUUUAGGGGGGUUUUUAGUGCUAAAAGGGAAGAACAAAUGUAUGCACAAUUUGAAAGUGAUCAAGAUGGAAAAAGUUUGCAUAGACUUAAUCAUCAAAUUAUUGUGUCUGAUGUUGUGUUUAAGCAUCGUUGGAGCGAUCUUAGCUCUUCGGAUUUGAUGUUUUUGAAUUCGAGAAUGCUUGGAAUGAUGUCGAGUGAUCGAUUUUCAAUAAAGAACAUUGGAUUUGAUGAAGGUAGUGUAAGGGAUGAAAUUGAGAGGAAAAGGAUUUGUGAGCAUAAAAUUGAUGAGAUUAAGAGUUGUAAUUCAAAUUUUAGAUUGAAAGAAGAAAUGGGUAUUGAUGAUUUGAGGGAAAUAAACAUGAAUUUGGAUGCUUCUAGAAGAAAUAGUAUGCUUCCAACUGAAAAAAGGUCAAUUUCAGAGAUUAUAACUGUUUCAAGAUUUAAAGAUUUGAUGAGUAUGAAGAAUAAAUUAAGGCAAAAUUUUUUAGCAGAUUCUGAGAUUAUAAUUAAUAGUGAUGAUUAUGUUAGAGAUGAGGAUAUAAUUAAUAGGAGAAAGAAAUGGUUUAGAAUUGCUAAAAGAACACUUAAAUGGUUUGCAAAUAGAGAAAAAAACAGGUUUCAACAUGAACAACGGCAGCAGCAAGCUCAAGAUACAACUCAAACUAUUGAUGUAUAG